Molecule: messenger RNA, 1972 nt
Organism: Pygocentrus nattereri (red-bellied piranha)
Lineage: Eukaryota; Metazoa; Chordata; Actinopteri; Characiformes; Serrasalmidae
Product: interleukin-17A-like
Exons: 3
Coding region: 851-1282 (143 amino acids)
Cellular component (GO): extracellular region
Molecular function (GO): cytokine activity
Source: RefSeq, a predicted model, not a curated record
GAAUCGAACCCAGGCCCUCCUCGCUGUGAGGCGACUGUGCUACCCACCAUAUAUAUAUAUGUAAGAGGCACCUGAUGUGAGGUGCAUCUUGCUCAUGAAAUACGUGAGUAGGUGAAGUGAUGGGAAAGAAAGUAAAGUAGAAAAGUAACGUGUGUUUGUGACGUUGUGUAGGACAGUCAGUUGUUUGCAGAAUAGGAGUAGCUCACAUUGUGCAAAAUUAAUAACUUUCCUGGUAGAAAAUGGUCAGAGAGCUUGUAACUUUAAUAGAAAAAAAUUUAUUUAAAAAAAUAAAACAAUUCUUGAAAUUUUUAUUUUUAAUGCAAGAAAUGCACUAGAGUCAAGCCUCUGCUGGUUAUCGAUAUUUCCAUGCAAAAAUUGACCAGAUAGAGGAAUUUAAGUCACGGGUUUGAGAGAAUAGAACAAAAACAAAAACGCGAGCGAAGCCCUUCUAGUAAACCCGGCCAUUUCCUCACUUGGUUGUAUUAAAAAUUCCAAUGGCCUACGUGUGGACUCAUUCAUCUUCUCUGGACAGAAUAACUGGAGAGUGGGACGACCGCACGGUGUUUGUUUUCUUUUUGUUUUGCUGCUGAUAGUGUGUAAAUGUCAUGCUGCAGUGGAGCCACCGCCGCUUCGGGUUCCAUUAUGGAAAUAUCAAAGCGUGGACUCAUGCUGCCAGUGCUUUGUUGUAUGCAAAAUUGUUUGGGAAAGAGGCUGGUCAGUUACGUCAAUCCAACUCCACUAACUGAUUUAUAUAUAAGCGAGCGAGCAAAAUUCUCUAUAUCUGCUACUGAACCUUGAGGACAACUUGUAUCAGCUACUGACUCUCAGGAACGACAGAAACAACAGAAUCAUGCAGCCAUACACAAAGACGUCCACUGCUGUACUGGUGAUACUUUGGCUCGUGACGGUACAGAGCAGGUUCCAUAUGAGGGAUUGCUUCACCUGUGUUCAUCACGACAAGCUACAACGAUGUGACAACGAAAACUUGACAAAUUUCAUGUUCAAGACAUUAAACCCUGGCUAUGAAAAUGAUUCCCUCUCUCCCUGGACAUACGAAGAUGACGUCAAUGACAACAGGUAUCCCAGGAUCAUCAGGGUUGCCAAAUGUGACCCUCUUGGAUGUUCUGGACUGAAUGCCACAUCUGAAGCUAUUACCAUUGAAAUUCCUGUCUUCAUGCGAGUGAAAUGCGGACAACACUCUAAGAGCAACACAGCAGUCUACAGACUCACACUGGUGCCUCACACCAUCGCGGUUGGAUGCACAUGUAUUAAAAUGUUCUAAAGCCAUCAAAGCCACGUGCUCCAAAUCGUGAUCUCAGUGUGAGACUUUCAUCCUUUUACCGAAGCCUUUCUUGCCUUGUACAGUGGGAUGGUGGGUGUCAUUAUCAUUGAACCUACUUCAUUAUCGUUUGGGUCUUGGAUUGGAGGUGACUUUGACCACACUUCAUUUCACAGCUUCUAGAAUGUUUGACAAUGUCAGGCUGUUAUUGUCAAUGUUACACUGGCAUUUUUUAUAAUGCAGAAACCUACGAAACCACUGAGAAGGCAAAACUGUGUUUUGUGUGUAAGAGAGUGAAAGCACAAUCUCUAACUUCCAUGAAGAACACGUUAAAAACUCUGUAGUGUAGUGAGAAAAAGGCAAAGCUGCUUUGUGGCCCAGAGUUACUUUGUUUCUUUAAGCAACUGUUUAUUUUGAUUCAUGAUUGAUUUUUGGUUGAGUAUUUGCUCAUCUGGUUUUUUUUCCAUGCAAUUGCAUGUGCAUUUCUCAUGUGUUACAUUGUGUAAUUUGCUUUUCUUUCUCUGAGAUUACUUAUCAAAUAUGGCAUAAUCUGUUGUCAUUGUCUGACGUGUAUACUGUAAGGAUGUAUACUGUGUAUAAACAUGAAACAGGAACCUGUAUACAAAGUAGAAAUGUUUAAUUUUCCAUGAAAAAUGCAAAUAAAAUGGGUUUGUACAAAACCAUGUAAAUAAA